GCUCUUUUAUAACACUCAGUCUCUCACAAACGCAGAGCCGUUUAUCUCUCUCUCUCGCUCUGUCACUCGUUCUCUUCCUCUGAGUCUCAGAUCCAGCAAUGGCUUUUGUGAAAGCUCAGAAAACGAAGGCCUACUUCAAGAGGUUUCAGGUUAAGUUCAAGAGAAGAAGAGAGGGUAAGACCGACUACCGUGCCAGGACUCGGUUGAUUAACCAGGACAAGAACAAGUACAACACCCCGAAGUAUCGUUUUGUUGUUCGUUUUACCAACAAAGAUAUAACUGCACAAAUCAUCUCUGCUAGCAUUGCUGGUGAUUUGGUUCUUGCUGCAGCUUAUUCCCAUGAGCUGCCACGAUAUGGACUUGAAGUUGGCCUUACAAACUAUGCUGCUGCUUACUGUACUGGACUCCUCUUGGCUCGCCGUGUCUUGAAAACACUUGAGAUGGAUGUUGAAUACGAAGGCAAUGUGGAGGCUACUGGGGAGGAUUACUCAGUUGAGCCCGCAGACACCAGGAGGCCUUUCCGUGCUCUCCUAGAUGUUGGUCUUAUCAAGACAACAACUGGAAACCGUGUUUUUGGUGCCCUCAAGGGUGCUCUUGAUGGUGGUCUGGAUAUCCCCCACAGUGAGAAGAGGUUUGCUGGUUUUGGAAAGGGUGAUGGUAAGCAUCUUGAUGCUGAAGUUCACCGCAAAUACAUCUUUGGGGGCCAUGUUGCUGGAUAUAUGAGGACUUUGAUGGAAGAUGAACCUGAGAAAUACCAAUCUCACUUCAGUGAAUACAUCAAGAAGGGAGUUGAGGCUGAUAGCAUUGAAGAGAUGUACAAGAAGGUUCAUGCUGCCAUCCGUGCAAAUCCCACACCUAAGAAGUCUGAGAAACAGCCUCCAAAGGAACACAAGAGGUUCAACUUGAAGAAGCUCUCGUACGAGGAAAGGAAGGCCAAAUUGAUUGAGAGAUUGAAUGCUUUUAACUCCGUAGCUGACGAUGAUGAUGAGGAUGAUGAGUGAAAGUAGUGUUGGAUUCAGUGCUUUAUAUUUGUUGAUUAUCCAUGAUACAUUUUGUUUUUUUGUCAACGAAACUGAGAACCUAGCUGUGUUUUUCUUUUUGUUAAAUUUGUCAUUUUUGCAGGUUGUCUUUCAUCAUCUAGAUGUUUAACUAGAUAUGAAUGUUAGUUUUGCAUCAAUUAUAUCAAAGUUUUGACUUUGUCAUACUAUUUAAUACUGCUUAUCUUUCAUAUUAUGAAUUUCCUGCGUUGUUGA
Molecule: messenger RNA, 1253 nt
Organism: Quercus lobata
Lineage: Eukaryota; Viridiplantae; Streptophyta; Magnoliopsida; Fagales; Fagaceae
Product: 60S ribosomal protein L5-like
Exons: 9
Coding region: 99-1001 (300 amino acids)
Biological process (GO): translation; ribosomal large subunit assembly
Cellular component (GO): cytosolic large ribosomal subunit; ribosome
Molecular function (GO): structural constituent of ribosome; 5S rRNA binding
Source: RefSeq, a predicted model, not a curated record